This is a messenger RNA of Paramuricea clavata, 1843 nucleotides long. NCBI's taxonomy places the organism in Eukaryota, Metazoa, Cnidaria, Anthozoa, Malacalcyonacea, Plexauridae. The record is from the annotation of a GenBank genome assembly.
AUGGCGUUUAAUGGUCUGACCUCUUUAAAAACACUGUAAGUAUAAAAACAUGGGCAAAAACCUUUUCGGAAUAUAACAUUGUAUAUGUAUAUACCUCUCCUUGUCUUAUAUACCGCAGUACGCAGCUUAUGUAAUAUUUUCUAAAAUUUUAUGUUAUUAGACAUCUGUCCUUAAACUUCAUCGAGUCUAUUCCGACAAGUCUUUUUCGUAAAACACAUUCUCUAGAAACAUUGUAAGUAUAUAUAUUGACUUUGUGAAUAUCUCAAAUUUCCCCCUCAAUUUCAGCCAAUUCUGCUUAAUGUCAUUGUUUCGUAAAAACGCGUUUGUAAAAAUUUACCGUCGGUCCAAAGACCGAUUUUCUUUGCUUUUUACAAUAAAAAUUAUUACAGUUGAUGAUAAUAAACAAUUAUUGGCGCAGUUUAUUUUUAUAGUCUAUAGAAUUAUUAAGGUGAUGAUGAGCGUUAUCGAGCCGGAGGCUGAGAUAAUGAUAAAAUCUAAGGAAGUUUCGAGCAAAAACGUCGAAAAAGUAUGUUUCUUUUGCACAACGACAUAAAAACAUCCUUCGCUCGUAUUGUUUUUUCUUUCUCUAAUUUAUAAAACUACAGAGAGUGUCCUCAACCUGCAACAUUAUUAUAAGUGCUAGGAAGUAUAGGAACUCUGUUAUAUGUGGAGGUUACGCGUGAUUGCCACAUUUACUGCCGUAAGCUAUUAGCCAAUAAGAAGACACGCCACGCCGUAGCCGAAUUACAAUGUAUAAAAAUGUCUUUUAAUUUCUAGGGAUCUUAGUAUGAACUGGAUUAAUGAGAUGGAUACUGGUUUGUUUUCUGCUUUGAAUAAUCUUCUAUUGCUGUAAGUUGAUUAGUUAUUCGGCUUUGUAAUUUAAACUUACUGAAUCUGAGAAUCCAGAAAAUAAUUUCAAUUCCUAUUUAUUUUUAGGAGUCUUCGUAAAAACGUGAUCAGAAAACUUGACGAUGGGGUUUUCUCUGGACUAAAGAAUCUACAAUAUUUGUAAGUUUGUGGAUAAUUUAUAAGUUCCUGAUUAUUAUUUAUUAAUAUUUAAUUCUUUUUCAUCAAAUCCAUGUCGAGCGGCCAAAUGAAUUUGUCAUAAGUUAACACCAUGCAUAACAUAUAUAAUCUAACCUUAUCACGCUAGACCGAAAAAGAUUAAUACAGUAUCUAAGAGCUUAAUACUCGCUUUUAAAGCUAAUCUGUCUAUAAACGGUACAUUCUGUAUAUUUAUAGCGUCCCCAUACAAUGCGGCGCCCACUCGAACUAGGGCGGCGCUCUUUAUAUCUAGUAUAAGAAUUACUUCAUUUUUGUCUACAAACCUUCAUUACAGAACUGCACAUUUCCAAGGUUCUGGAGAGAGGAUUAGAUGAAAGGGCAAUGAAAUAUGCUUUGAAAGGCCUGUUCCAGGAAUUUACUCCUCUUAAAUCGUCUUAACUCGCCCUAAAUCUCCUAAUAAACUGGGAACCAAAAAUUGGCCGAGAUUUGCAUAAAAAACUCGCAUUAUCGUGCGGCGAGUUUAGGCGAGAGAGCGUCUCAGAGUAGGCCUUUUAAUUUAAAAGUAAUUAUAUUGUAAUACAGUACAAGAGCAAAUACGCACUAGUUUAACUUCUUUACUUUUAUUAAAGAACAUCAUGCAACCUACUAUGGUCUUAGAAUAAAUGAAUGCAAAAUUAAUGCACCAACACUGAACUUGUUAAAUAUAUGUUGGAGUACUAUUGCUAGAGUGAAUAAUUGUAUAAUUUUAUUUUUAUUUUUUUACCAGAUACCUUGACAAUAAUGAAUUGAUCGACAUUGGAAACUCUGUGUUUGAUAACCUUUCUGUGCUUAAAACUUU